GCGCUGCAGGGCCAGACCGGCACGCGCAUCUGGGUGGAUGUCGAGGCCUCUGAGGUGCGCAUAUCUGGCCCGCAGGAGGGCGUGGAGGUCGCCCGCGACCUGGUGCAGGAGCUCCUCUCGGGCAACACGCCCGCGGCGCUGAUGCCGCAGGCGGCCAUGGACCCCACCCAGGGCCCGGCGGGCAUGCUCACGGAGGCCACCCCGAGGGGGGCGCCCAAGUUCCAGCCGCCCGCGGUCGCCCUGCGGCGCUUCCGCAACGGGCCCGCCAGCCUGCCGACGCCGGUGCCCAGGGCCACGCCGGGCGUGGGGGCCCUGGGCAUGGCCCCCGCCACGCUGGCGGAGCAGGAGGAGCCGGCCUACCCUGCAGACUGGCCCGGCCUGCCCGGCAUGGAGGACGCCGCCGCGGACGCUGGCGCGCACGACGCGGCGGCGAGGAUGCUGCCGCCCCCCCGGAAGCUGCUGCCGAGGCCCACGCGGCCGCAGGCGGCCCCGGCGAUGCCCUUCCUGUAGGGGCCUGCAGGCCCGCCCGCCGGCGGCACGCCGGAGGGCGACCCUCUGGGAACACGACGUCGGGAGUCUGGGGCAACGCUGUGGCGCGAGCGCGGCCCAGCAUGCCGGCACAGCUGCCGUGAGCGAUCGACAUCCUGCGCUUGGUUGAGU
Molecule: messenger RNA, 660 nt
Organism: Prorocentrum cordatum
Lineage: Eukaryota; Dinophyceae; Prorocentrales; Prorocentraceae
Source: the annotation of a GenBank genome assembly